Molecule: messenger RNA, 735 nt
Organism: Podospora bellae-mahoneyi
Lineage: Eukaryota; Fungi; Ascomycota; Sordariomycetes; Sordariales; Podosporaceae
Exons: 1
Coding region: 1-735 (244 amino acids)
Source: RefSeq, a predicted model, not a curated record
AUGGACGACAUGCCACCAUCAAUCGAUGAGUGGUUCAUGAACCUCACCGGAAACCGGUCAAAAUCAAUAGUGAUAGUCGCUGCCAUCGUCUGGGCUGUGAUAUCCUUCCUUCUCGCCAGUGCGAUGGUGUGUUCGCGUGCAUGGGCCGAUGACGAACCCAAGUGUAUCAGGGUCUGCCGGCAGGAGGGCUGCUUGUUCCCGUGUUACUUUAUGCUAUAUUUCCUGUUUGUGUUUACAUUACCGGCUCUCCUGGUUGUAGGACUGGGCGGCUUCCUUGUCGUUAUGGCGUCUGGGUCUUUGUCUGUGUUACCUUAUGCAGCGGUGCAGAAAAUCGGUAUCAAGACGUGCUGUGGGGUGGAGUACCCUUGUUACAAUCUACCUGAGUUUGAGAAGGAAAAUAAGAAGGCUAAGAACAAAAGGAAGACAGAUGUCGACCUGGAGGUUGGGGGUGAGAGCGAAACCGACCGAGCUCUUUCUGUAAUUAGAGGAGAGGGAGCAGCCCCUGGGACAGGGCUUGUGAAUUCUGCACCGCAACCUCAGGUCCCCAUGUUGGCCGCACCAGAGCGAGCAGGAACGGCCGUGCCGAAGCCGUCUAGAUAUACAGCCGCAGAACAACCGAGGCCAAAUACAUACACUCAAAGACGCUCUAGGUCCCGUGGGGCGGUUCGACCAGCCAACAAUCUCGGAUCAAUACAUCAGCAGCACAGAGGGGCUCGCUUCAAAGUCGCACUUUGA